Messenger RNA from Herpailurus yagouaroundi (jaguarundi), 3345 nucleotides. RefSeq names its product F-box protein 46 (gene FBXO46). The record is from RefSeq and is a predicted model, not a curated record. Gene Ontology annotation, molecular function: protein binding. NCBI's taxonomy places the organism in Eukaryota, Metazoa, Chordata, Mammalia, Carnivora, Felidae. The transcript is spliced from 2 exons. Bases 809 to 2620 code for a protein of 603 amino acids.
AAGUCUGAGUCAGAUUUGGGGCGCCUGGUUGGAAAGGCUGAAUGGAGAGGUCCAUUUGGACACACAGCUUGAGCCUUGAAUGCCAAGCCCAGAGGCUUAGACUCAGUGCCGCGACAGAGGUGGGGAAGGCGGGUGGGGAGGCAUCGCAGAGUUCUGCCAUUUGUUUUUCAAGGAUGAUGUGAUCCCGCUGCCCAGUUUCCCCCACUGGAAAUCUCGGUCUCCAGGGUUCCCAACCAAACCUGGGCACUCAGAUCUUUCUGCCUGGUUCCUUCUGGCCCUCAAUCCUGAAGCUGCCCGGCCCUUUAAAUCUCAACUGUCAAUCGGGGCUCCUGUUUAGAGGGAAAGCCGUGUAAUGUACCUAUCCCUGAAUACCAUGGCCUCUGUCCUGGCCUUGAUCCUCCGUUUUAGCAAGAAGUUGGGAAUUGUUCUACGCUCUCUUACACUCCGCUGUUUCCACACCCCCUUCACCUCUCGCCUACUCCUCCCUCUUUCGAAGUUAGGCCCCUUCGCCAAGCCAUUCCUUAUAUGGGCACGGCCCCGAACGGCAGCCGCUCAUUGGCUGGGGGCGUCACGCGCGCGUCUGUCAACAAAGGGGCGGAGAGAAAGUAGUCGCGCGCCACCACGCGACGUCCGGAGAGAAGGAGUGAGGGGGCGGGCCCUCUUCACUGGUGCGCGCAUGCGUAUGUGCUGCCUCCCUCUCCCGCCGCAGGGGGGCGGGGCUCGAGGGUGGCCUGCGGAGCCUCCCCUGACCAUCCAAGCAGGUCCUGAAAUGCGGUGAACCCCGGCCUGUCUGCUACCGUUUCCCAGGAUGGACCGCAGCGGCCUCCUGCCCUUCCAGCUCUGGUGCCCCCGGCCCUUUGGCACCUACUCCCAGAACCAGCCGCGCCCGCCUGCCGCGGCCCUCAAGCCAUCAGCCUGCCCAGAGCCGGGCAGCGGGGCCGAGCCAGACCACGGGCCUGCCCACUCAGAGAACACCCCGCCCACCUUGGCCACGGAGGCCCCUGCCUCCCAGCCUGCCCCGCUCCUCUCCGCAGCAGCUGCUGGCGAUGAGGGGCGAGUCCUGCUGGACACGUGGUACGUGAUCAAGCCCGGGAAUACAAAGGAGAAGGUGGCCUUCUUUGUGGCCCACCAGUGUGGUGGGGGCAGCCGGGCCAGCUCCAUGAAGGUCAAGGGGCACUGGGGCAGUGACAGCUCCAAGGCCAAGCGGAGGAGGCGCUGUCUUGAGCCUACUAAGGCUCCACCGGACCCAGGGGGCCGAGAGGGGCCCCCUGCCACUGAAGGGGCCCCAGCCUCAGCUGGUGAAGAUGUAGACCUGCUCUCUGUGGCUGAGAUGGUGGCCCUGGUGGAACAGCGGGCCGCCCUGGCCCUGCAGAACUACCCACGCCCCAGCACCCCGGCGCCUGUGGUCUUCGUGUCGGCUGAGCAGGGUGGGCCUGCCAAAGGGCUGGGGUCCGAGCGGAGGUCUGGUGGCGGGGACUGCAGCCGCGUAGCUGAGGCAGUGGCCCACUUUGAGGCCCAGCGGGACAGCCCUCCAGCCAAAGGCCUCCGCAAAGAGGAGCGGCCUGGGCCCGGCCCAGGGGAGGUGCGCAUCGCCUUUCGUAUCUCCAACGGCCGAGAGCCCCGGGCGCCCGACGGCAGCUUGCCCAACGGGAGCAGCGGCCGGCCCGGUUGUGCCUACCCUGGCAGCCCAGGCCCCGGGGCCCGAGCCAAGGACAAGAUCACCUGUGACCUGUACCAGCUCAUCAGCCCCUCUCGGGAUGCCCUGCCCAGCAAUGUGGAGUUCCUUCUGGCUCGGGCGGAUGAAGCCAGCGAAGGGGAGAGCCCGGUCCCUGCCAGGCCUGAGGACACUCCCCCGGCGCCCCCUCCACCCCCUGCCCGGGACUGCGGCGCGUCAGGCUUCCACGUGGACGUGGUAGUGACGGGUGUGGUGGACGAGUGCAUCUUCUUUGGCAAGGAUGGCACCAAGAAUGUGAAAGAGGAGACGGUGUGCCUGACGGUCAGCCCCGAGGAGCCGCCCCCACCGGGCCAGCUCUUCUUCCUCCAGUCCCGGGGUCCGGACGGGCCCCCCGAGCCGCCCCCAGCCGACUCCCCCACCACCGCGCCAGGCCCGGACGACGCUGAGGGGACAGCGGACACCUCCCUGUGCCGCCUGUAUCGGCACGUGUCGCACGACUUCCUGGAGAUCCGCUUCAAGAUCCAGCGGCUGCUGGAGCCGCGGCAGUACAUGCUGCUGCUGCCCGAGCACGUACUGGUGAAGAUCUUCAGCUUCCUGCCCACGCGGGCCCUGGCGGCCCUCAAGUGCACCUGCCACCACUUCAAGGGCAUCAUUGAGGCGUUCGGUGUGCGGGCCACAGACUCGCGCUGGAGCCGCGACCCCCUGUAUCGCGAUGACCCUUGCAAGCAGUGCCGCAAGAGAUACGAGAAGGGUGACGUGUCGCUCUGCCGCUGGCACCCGAAGCCCUACCACCACGACCUGCCUUACGGACGUUCCUACUGGAUGUGCUGCCGCCGAGCGGACCGCGAGACACCUGGCUGCCGCCUGGGUCUGCACGAUAACAACUGGGUGCUGCCCUGCAACGGGCCGGGCGGGGGCCGGGCCGGCCGGGAGGAAGGGAGGUGAAGCCGGGGGAGGGGUGGGGGGAGAGCCCACCGUGCCCACCCCUCCCCCUGCCCCCUGGGAGCCCAGGGCCAGGACUGGGUCACCCUCCAGGCGGUGUUGAUCCCCUUCCAGAACCGAGAUGGGGUUCAGGGGGAUGAUUGAGAAGGCACUCCGAUCGACCAACCCCUAUUGGUUUUCUACUCUUCAGACCCAGGGCCCGUGGACCCCUCGAGCAGGGUGGUUUUUAUCAGCAUCUCAGUUUCUUCUCCGUUCAGCCCCAACACCCUCCUUGCCACUCUACACCCCAGGGACCCACCAGCAGGGAGCAGACGGCAGCUAAUUUUGGUACUACUUAAGGGUUCCCCCAUUCUGGCCCCCUUCUGCUGCACCCCCCGCCCCCAUCCCAUGCCAGCCAGUUCUUUGUCUCUGGAGCUGUGUUCUCCCAAGAGGCUGCAGCAUGCAAAGCCAGUAUCUCUCCUGACCUGCCACACCAGGGCUCACCUCCUCUUUAGGAAUUGGGGGCCAUCAGAUCACAGAUCAGAUGUGGCACUUUUCACGGCAACCUGCCAUUUCUAGAUGUUUUCCCCAUUAAAACAAUAAAAAAAAAAAAAUCACUGUUUUCUUCUUAAUCUAAAGCUACCAGUCUCUUCGCUUCCCCUAAAGAAGAGAAAAUAAAGCUGAAAUAUAAAAAUUCCCCAUCUCCCAUUAUUUAAACUAUUGCCAUCGCUUCUCUACCCACCCCCCCC